UAAAUAACACCACGCUGCUGUGUUUCUGUCAGAAUCCAAACUCUCUCAACAGCACACACAUUUAACGAAGCGUACAGCACACAGCUGGGGAUCAUACAUUCAGAGAAAAUGUGCCAAGGAUUGGAAUCACUGCCAGUUACCUGUCUGGAGAGAGUCAAAUAUCUGAAGGCACGCUUGGGAAGUUUCCUCCUGAAGCAGGAGCUCAACUUCAUGGGUCUGUCCAACAAAAGCGAUAAGCUGAGGACAGAGGACACGCUCAAGUGGAGAGCAUCCUUUCAGAAUCUGCUGGCUCACAAAGAUGGGUUGUGCGCCUUCCGAGCAUUCCUGCUGUCCGAGCACAGUGAGGAAAACAUUGCGUUCUACCUCGCCUGUGAGGACUACAAGAACACAAAGACAUCCUCCAAGCUGUGCUCCAAAGCCAAGAAAAUCUACGAGGAGUUCGUUGACGCCGAUGCACCAAGAGAGGUGAAUCUCGAUCAUGAGACGAAAAGCAUCACAAAGAAGAACCUGGAGCAGCCGACUGUGUCGUGCUUCGAUCUGGCCCAGAGCAAGAUCUACACUCUUAUGGAGAACGACUGCUACCCUCGCUUUCUCAAAUCUGCACUCUACAUGGAGCUCAGCAGAUAAGCGAAGCCCUGAACUUGCCUCCAACCACUGGACUCGCUUGAAGAAGGACUUCAAACACACAAGCUUGAUCCUGAAUGGUGUCUCAAGCUCAUGGCUGAGGUGGACUUGAGUUCAUCAUUCAGUAACUGCCAGACACCAGCCUGGACCCUGUCAGGAACUGGUGAGGAAGUAGGUGUUUGGAGUUUGGAGACCAAAAGAAAAGUCUCAAGGAAUCAUUAUGCUGAACUUGGAGAUGAAAAAGAAGGAGAAGAAAAAGCACUGGAAUUAAACUGUGAGCGUACUUUUGCACUAAGCAAACAGUGGAAAAGCCUGUUAUGUUCUCUUUUUUUUUUUUUUUAAAUUUUACUUUUCUCAUCUUUACAACUGAUAUUUAUUGAAAAAAAUAUUUUUAUAAAUAUAAUAUAGUGCUUUUAUUUAUUAAACCGUAUGAUGCUGUAUGUGUGGAAUUCUGUUGGAAUAAAUUAUGACAUCUAA
Molecule: messenger RNA, 1101 nt
Organism: Ictalurus punctatus (channel catfish)
Lineage: Eukaryota; Metazoa; Chordata; Actinopteri; Siluriformes; Ictaluridae
Gene: rgs5b
Product: regulator of G protein signaling 5b
Exons: 4
Coding region: 109-627 (172 amino acids)
Source: RefSeq, a predicted model, not a curated record